AUGGAAUCGAAAGCUUCGCUUCACCAGCAAUAAUUUUUGCAAUCUUUUCGUUGGCGUAACUUGGCUCUCCUUCCUCUCUUUCCCCUCUCUCGCUCUGUAACUACAUUGUUUGCGAUCAAUACCAUGGAUGAGACCAUAAAUGUCGAUAACAAAAAUAAACCGACAGACAUAUUCAUUGUAGAGAGCAUAAAUGAAACCGGUUCAGAACAAAAAGAAUCCAUCUCAGCGAAUAGUUUAUACUAUGAUCAGAAAGAGGUCCAGAGCGGGUCCCUCGAUCAAAGCUCCAAUGACGAAUAUACUAUUUCCAAAGUACCAUCUAUAUUCAUUUUCCAAUGUCUUUAUGCAUUACGCGUUGUUCAUCAAACAUUUGAUUUUCAGUUUCGAAAAUGGUUCUAUCUAUCUAUUGUUGCCAUGCAAGGAUUCCUGGGACCACUAUCUAGCUCGAUAUAUGUACCAGCAGUUCUGGAGGUUCGAAGUGAUUUCAAAACCACUACUACUUUAGUCAAUACCACUAUCUCACUGUACAUACUGGCGUUAGGAAUUGCCCCACUUGUGUGGGCACCGCUUUCAGAAAGACACGGAAGACGUAUAAUAUACAUUGCAGCAACAGUCAUUUAUGUCGCGUCGACUAUAGGUUGUGCUUUAUCUCCGAACAUCUCUGUGUUCAUCGCACUGCGAAUUACUCAAUCUGCAGGAGCAAGUGCUGCUCAAGCUGUCGGUGCAGGGACAAUCACUGACAUCUUUUCUGCAAAUGAACGAGGAAAUGCCAUGGGCCUUUUCUUCCUUGGUCCAUUGAUUGGACCUGUCCUUGGGCCACUCGUAGGCGGUUACAUAAACCAGUAUUUUGGAUGGAGAAUGAUAUUUUGGGUCCUGACGGGUAUGGGUGGACUUGUGCUCAUACUCAUCAUUCUGUUUCUGCCAGAAACCUCUCUAAAGCAUAUCAAAGCACGUCAGAAAGAUCAAGCCAAUCCAACAGAAGAUACCGUUGGCGCAUUGACCUCCGAAACCACCCUAGCAACCCCAGAAAAGUCUAGCUCAGAGACACUGGAUCCCUCAUAUGAAAAGUUCAGUGUCGGCUUGGUUCGACCUUUGAAGUUCCUAACGAAAACUGUCGUGAUCCUAUCUUCGUUGCCGUAUGCCCUGGCUUUCGGCUUUAUGUACUUCAUUAUAUCCACCUUACCGCAUCAACUGGAGUACAAGUACAAUUUCAACACCGGCCAAAUCGGCCUAGCUUACCUUGCUAACGGUAUCGGAAACGCGAUGGGAGCGGUCUUUGGAGGCCAGUACUCGGAUUGGUUUGUUGCCCGACAGAUACGAAAAUCGUCUGACGGAAGGAAAAUUCCAGAAAUGCGUAUUGGUGCUAUGUGGAUCGGCAUUGUAAUGAUUCCAAUUGGUGAUCUGAUCUAUGGUUGGUGCCUUCAAAGCCGUACAUCCGUUUGGCUGGUACUGUUCGGAUUUUUCAUAACUGGUUUGGGAGUUGGAAUGGUGCAGACACCUAGUAACACAUAUCUUGUUGAUGCGUAUCAGAAUUACUCGGCAUCGGUUGUUAGUGCUUCAAAUUUAAUGAGAUGCACUUGGGCUGCCUGCACCCCUCUUUUUGCACCCAUGUUCAUAGCUGCAGUGGGAAAUGGUAUCGCUCUGACUGUUGUAGCUAUAGUAAGUGCACUUAGUGGAAUCUGCGUAUACGUUGUACAAGUACAUGGAGAAGCUAUGAGAGCAAAGGAUCGCCGUCUGUAAUACCAC
Umbelopsis ramanniana AG is the source of this 1743-nucleotide messenger RNA. RefSeq lists its product as uncharacterized. Gene Ontology annotation, molecular function: transmembrane transporter activity. Lineage: Eukaryota; Fungi; Mucoromycota; Umbelopsidomycetes; Umbelopsidales; Umbelopsidaceae. Bases 124 to 1737 code for a protein of 537 amino acids. The transcript is spliced from 6 exons. The record is from RefSeq and is a predicted model, not a curated record. Gene Ontology annotation, biological process: transmembrane transport.